This is a messenger RNA of Nezara viridula (southern green stink bug), 1044 nucleotides long. NCBI's taxonomy places the organism in Eukaryota, Metazoa, Arthropoda, Insecta, Hemiptera, Pentatomidae. The record is from the annotation of a GenBank genome assembly.
AUGGACUUUGUUUUGUACCCUUUGGAUGUACAGAAAUGUGCUGUGGAUUUCAGUAGUUACAAAUACACUGAAGAAUCUAUGGUUUUCCAAUGGCUCCAUGGUAAAUCUUCACUUAGUUUUCCGAGUGAUUUUGGAAAAGAUGGUUACAGACUUCCGAAGUAUGUUGUUACCUUUGAGGCUCAAAAUGACAGCCAGUGUGUGUUUUAUGGAGAAGGGAACCAUUCAACAGCCCGAAUGUUGAUUACGAUGAGCCGAGAGAUAAGGAGCCACUUAUUGGAAAGUUAUCUUCCUAGUACUCUCUUUGUCAUCAUGUCCUGGGGAAGCUUUGUAGUGAUGCCUGAGGUUGUGCCAGGAAGAAUGGUCCUCUUAGUGACCACAUUAUUAUCACUAGUCACUAUGUUUGAUACUAUAAGGAAUAAUUCUCCAAGUGCCCUAGAAUUGAAGUGUAUUGAAGUAUGGCUGAUUUCGUGCACCUUGUUUGUGUUCUUUGCUCUGCUUGAGUAUUUCAUCGUUCUUUUUGGUAUCCGUUAUGACAAGCAUUGGCGCCACAAGAAAGCCGAACUAGAUUUGCAACGGGACAUUAAUGCUCAACUUGCAAGGGAGAGGCUAAAUAGAUUAUUUGGGCAAAACAAUACUAGGAUUAUCCCACAGCAUCAUCAAACUGAAGAAAAAGAACCGACUCCAACUGAAACAACAGAGAUAAUUUCACCUCCUCCUCCUCCACUACCUUCCACUCCUCAACCUCAGGAAAACCAUACAAAUUCAAUCUCUAAAGCCCCUACACCAACUGUUCCUGAAGCUCAUCACAUGUUAAGAGUUGAAGCUGACAGCAAUGCUGACGUGAUCCGAUCUCCAAGGUUAGAACCGAUGAGUGGUAAACAGAAGUUCCAGAUGUUGACGCAGCAUGUUAUUUUGUACGUCGGGUCGCAAAGAGGAACUAUAGAUCAGAUUUCACUUGCAUUGUUCCCUUUCUGUUUUACAAUGUUUGCGGUUAUAUAUUGGAUAUCGUACUUAAGCGAGUCUAGGAGGAGGGCCAGUGAAUGA